GCUCGGGCCCUUCCUCACUUUUGGGGGGCGGGGGUGCGCACGCGCAGUGGGGGAGCUCAGGGGUGGGGGUAGCGGUCGAGUAUCAAGUUGCUUUCUGUCCCGGCAGAGGAAGCCAGAGCGCUGAGGGUCCAGUCUCCAGCUUGCCUCCUGCUAUAUCCAUUGGAAGAGAAAAGUUUGUGACUUGGGCCCCCAAGUUUUGAGAGAACUGGGCUUUCCGCGCGGGGGGUGAGAGGAGGCCGUGGGGAGCUUUCCCCAUGGAGCCUACCCAGCCUGCAGAGGACCUCAUUCUGACUCAGCAGCCCCUUGCCUCAGAACUUGGGGACCCUGAAGACCCCGGAGAGGAGGCUGCAGAUGGCUCAGACACUGUGGUCCUCAGUCUCUUUCCCUGCACCCCCGAGCCUGUGAAUCCUGAACCGGAUGCCAGUGUUUCCUCUCCACAGGGCAGCUCCCUGAAGCACUCCACCACUCUCACCAACCGGCAGCGAGGGAACGAGGUGUCGGCUCUGCCGGCCACCCUAGACUCCCUGUCCAUCCACCAGCUCGCAGCACAGGGGGAGCUGGACCAGCUGAAGGAGCAUUUGCGGAAAGGUGACAACCUCAUCAACAAGCCAGACGAGCGCGGCUUCACCCCCCUCAUCUGGGCCUCGGCCUUUGGAGAGAUCGAGACCGUUCGCUUCCUGCUGGAGUGGGGUGCCGACCCCCACAUCCUGGCCAAAGAGCGAGAGAGCGCCCUGUCGCUGGCCAGCACAGGCGGCUACACAGACAUUGUGGGGCUGCUGCUGGAGCGUGACGUGGAUAUCAACAUCUAUGAUUGGAAUGGAGGGACGCCACUGCUGUACGCUGUGCGUGGGAACCACGUGAAAUGCGUUGAGGCCUUGCUGGCCCGAGGCGCUGACCUCACCACUGAAGCUGACUCUGGCUACACCCCGAUGGACCUUGCCGUGGCCCUGGGAUACCGGAAAGACGGAGUUUCGCUCUUGUCACCCAGGCUGGAGUGCUAUGGCGUGAUCUCGGCUCACUGCAACCUCCGCCUCCCAGGUUCAAGCAAUUGUCCUGCCUCAGCCUCCCAAGUAGCUGGGAUUACUACAGGCAUGCACCACCAUGCCCAGCUAAUUUUUUGUAUUUUUAGUAGAGACAGGGUUUCUCCAUGUUGGUCAGGCUGGUCUCAAACUCCCAACCUCAGGUGAUCCACCCGCCUCAGCUUCCCAAAGUGCUGGGAUUAUAGGUGUGAGCCACCACACCCGGCUGCACCUGGCUAAUUUUUGUAGUUUUAGUAGAGAUGGAGUUUCAUCAUGUUGGCCAGGCUGGCCUUUCCUGACUUCAAGUGAUCCACCCACCUUGGCCUCCCAAAAUGCUAGGAUUACAGGUGUGAGCCACCAAGCCCAGCCUAAUUUUUAAAUUUUUUUGGUAGAGACAGCGUUUUGCUCUGUUGCCCAAGCUGGCCUCAAAUUCCUGAGCUCAAGCAGUCCUCCCCCCUGGACCUCCCAAAGUGCUGGAAUUAUAGGUGUGAGCCACCAUGCCCAGGCUUAUCUUUUCAUAAAAGUCACAAUUCACACAUUUUGCUUGGUAGGAAAUAUUUUUAUAUUAAUAAUUCUGAAAAGCUACAAAAGUGCAUUUUUACAAACUUAGGGGAAGUUGAGGUUCCUGGGAUGAGGCCUCAGUUCUCCCAGCUUUGUUCUGUAAUGCAGGUCUCUGUAAGGGUCCCUGUUUAUCCCCUAAGGGGAGAGCGCAGGUUGGCCUGCGCCUCCACGCCCCACCCAAUUCAAGCUCACAGCCCGCCUUUUCCCUGCCCCAUCUCAGUGCAACAGGUGAUCGAGAACCACAUCCUCAAGCUCUUCCAGAGCAACCUGGUGCCCGCUGACCCUGAGUGAAGGCCGCCUGCCGGGAACUCAGACACUCAGGGAACAAAAUGGUCGGCCAGAGCUGGGGAAACCCAGAACUGGCUUCAAAGGCAGCUCCUGGACAGGUGGUGGGAGGGGACCCUUCCCAAGAGGAACCAAUAAACCUUCUGUGCAGAA
Messenger RNA from Symphalangus syndactylus (siamang), 2018 nucleotides. It is a transcript of the gene RFXANK, whose product is annotated as regulatory factor X associated ankyrin containing protein. Gene Ontology annotation, biological process: positive regulation of transcription by RNA polymerase II. Gene Ontology annotation, molecular function: protein binding. The record is from RefSeq and is a predicted model, not a curated record. NCBI's taxonomy places the organism in Eukaryota, Metazoa, Chordata, Mammalia, Primates, Hylobatidae. Gene Ontology annotation, cellular component: nucleus.